This is a messenger RNA of Tachysurus fulvidraco (yellow catfish), 6941 nucleotides long. Its product is annotated as diacylglycerol kinase theta. Gene Ontology annotation, molecular function: ATP-dependent diacylglycerol kinase activity. The transcript is spliced from 23 exons. The coding region runs from base 473 to 3307 and encodes 944 amino acids. The record is from RefSeq and is a predicted model, not a curated record. Gene Ontology annotation, biological process: intracellular signal transduction; lipid phosphorylation; diacylglycerol metabolic process. Lineage: Eukaryota; Metazoa; Chordata; Actinopteri; Siluriformes; Bagridae.
CUCGUGCACACUGAAAUCUCACUAAAGUGUAAACAGGCGACGGCGCCGCGGCUCAGUUUGUUGUCGUUAUCUCGAUGCUCCAUGAGAGCUCCACACCGGGCGUCAUGACUCGAUAAACCGCUAAUUUUUACAUUCCUGUGAGCUAAACAGCUUGUUUGGAGUGUUCGGCUGCUGAGGCGUUUCUCUUUCACGUCAGGAAAAGUGUGUCAUUUUAGUCACUUCGUUUGUUUCUGCUGUUUCUACUCGUUUAAACCGAACUGUAGACUUUUUUUUUCUAUAGAAUUAAUAGUGAUUAAUAAGGACGUUUCUGUCAGGAUGAUUCGGCGCGGUUUUAACCCUCACAGAUGUGCUAGCAGUAGCUAACUGAGGUACUGACCGAGUCACUGAGUCACCGAUUCACCGAGUCACUGAGUCACGUCCAGCGGUUGGCAUAACAACCGAUCGUUCGAACUCGCGCGCGGUUUAUUUCGCGAUGGCGGAAAGCGGCGGAAUAAAGCAGGGGAAGCCUGGAGAAAGCCCCAGCUCUGAGGGGAUCAAGCAAGCAGUAGCAGAAAGCACCGGUAACGGGAGGAAGAGGGACGGUGAAGAGAGCCCAGGCUCCGGGAGGAUGAAAACGCACCAGUCGCCAUCUACCCGGUGUAUUAAGCAGCACUCGGGCACCACCGGGCACUGCUUCCGUAAAGUGACCCUGACCAAGCCGACCUUCUGCCACCACUGCAGCGACUUCAUCUGGGGGCUCGUGGGCUACGUGUGUGAAGUGUGUAACUUCAUGUCUCACGAGAAGUGUUUGAAGCACAUGCGUACCGUGUGCUCCUGCAUGGCGCCCACGCUGGUGCGGGUUCCUGUAGCUCACUGCUUUGGUCCAGCCGGUCAGAAGAAGCGCUUCUGCUGCUUGUGCCGCAAGAACCUGGAAGGAACGUCGGCUUUACGAUGUGAAGUGUGUGAGCUGCACGUUCACAGCGACUGCGCCCCCUUCGUUUGCAGCGACUGUCGUCUGUGUCAUCAAGAUGGUGGCCAAGACUACGACAUUCACCAUCACCACUGGCGGGAGGGGAACAUGGCUUCCGGAGCACGCUGCGAUGUGUGCCGGCGGGUCUGCGGCUCCUCCGACGUCCUCGCCGGAAUGAGGUGCGAGUGGUGCGGCCUCACGGCACAUGCCUCGUGUUAUAUCACAAUCCCUCCCGAAUGCGGUCUGGGUCGCCUGCGCAACAUGAUCCUGCAUCCCAGCUGUGUGCGCGUCUGCUCACGCAACUUCAGCAAGAUUCACUGCUACCGCAUCUCGGAGCCCCUGCAGCAGUGCGAACUGGAUAAUCUAGAUGACUCUGAUAUCCAGAACCCAACAACGUCGAAGGACAAUCAGUCCUCAGGCUCAUCAGAUACUGGGAAGCAGACUCUGAGAGUGUUCGACGGGGAUGACGGCGUGAAGCGUAAUCAGUUCCGGCUGGUCUCCAUUCCUAGAUUAACUAAGAAUGAGGAAAUAGUGGAAGCGGCACUUAAGGCGUUCUACAUCCCGGAUGACGCGCAGGAAUACGAGCUCCAGAAUUACACCCAACCCGACCUGUUAACGGAUGACAUCAUCAACCGCAACGGCAUGCCCGAUAACAAGGCCGUGUUUAAGGACUGCCCGCCGGAGAUGUGGCUUCUCCGAGCCAAGCCCAGAGACACGGAGCUGCUGAAGAUCUACGCUGGCUGGCUCAAGGUCGGUGUUGCCUACAUCAGUAUCACCGUUGGGAAGAGCAAAACCGUAGACUCCGUCAUUAAGGAAGUGCUCGUUCAGCUCGGUAAACAGGAUGAAAACCCUGCAGAUUUUAACCUUGUAGAGGUUUUAAUGAGCAGCAGACAAGUGCAGAAGCAGGUUCUUGGUGGGCAAGAGUUUUUACUGGACAAGCUGCGAGAGAUCAGGAAGACGUCUCUGAGGCAGAUGAACCAGACCCGCUUUUACAUUGUGGAGAGCAGGAACCGUGUGGUCCAGGUGGACCUGCUGAUCGGAGGACUUCCACUGCAGUUCAGCACAGAGGAAUACACAGAGCUGCUGCAGGAACACCUCACUAUCAAGAGUCACUUGGUCACCGUCACUCACGUCUACCCAGCACAAGGAUCAGUGGCUUUGCAGAUCACCUGUUUCUCUGAAGCUGAACGCAUCUACAUGUUGGCCAAAGACACCAGCAUCAAUGGCAAGCAACUGUCUUGUCUCAUCAUUCCAGAAAUCCUGAAAAGCAAGCUACCUAGAGGCUCCUGCCCUUUGCUGGUGUUUGUUAACCCUAAGAGCGGCGGCCUGAAAGGCAGAGAGCUUCUUUAUGGCUUCCGGAAACUUCUCAAUCCUCAUCAGGUGUUCGAGCUGACCAGCGGAGGUCCUCUGCCUGGAUUACACACAUUUCGCGAGGUUCCGCACUUCCGCAUGAUGGUGUGUGGAGGAGACGGGACAGUGGGAUGGGUGUUGGGUGUCCUGGAGACCAUCAGACACAAACUAGCCUGUACUGAGCCUGCCAUCGGCAUCGUCCCUCUGGGAACAGGUAAUGACCUGGCACGUGUCCUGCGUUGGGGUGCGGGCUACAGCUGUGAGGACCCCUACAAUGUCCUGGUCUCAGUGGAUGAGGCAGAAGAAGUGGAGAUGGACCGCUGGACCAUCCUGUUUGACGCUCAGGAAAUGACAGAGGAUGGAAAGCAGAACGGCUUCCUGGAACCUCCGAAGAUAGUCCAGAUGAAUAAUUACUUUGGCCUAGGGAUCGAUGCAGAGCUCAGCUUGGACUUCCAUCAUGCACGGGAAGAAGAGCCAGGAAAAUUCACCAGCAGGUUUCAUAAUAAAGGCGUGUACGUGAAAGCCGGCCUGCAGAAACUGAGUCACACGCGGAACCUUCACAGAGACCUGAAGCUACAGGUGGACAAGCAGGACAUAGAACUGCCGAGUAUAGAGGGCCUCAUUUUCCUUAACAUUCCCAGCUGGGGCUCUGGUGCUGAUCUGUGGGGUUCGGACAAUGAUUCACGCUUUGACAAGCCCAGGAUAGAUGAUGGCAUGGUGGAGGUAGUGGGAGUUACUGGGGUGGUCCACAUGGGUCAGGUCCAAAGUGGGCUGCGCUCGGGGAUGCGGCUCGCUCAGGGCAGCUACAUACGCAUCACUGUAUUAAAGCCCAUCCCAGUGCAGGUGGACGGUGAACCGUGGAUCCAGUCCCCUGGACAGAUCAUCAUCUCUGCAGCAGGACCCAAAGUGCGCAUGCUGAGGAAAUCAAAGAGCAAGCAGAAGAAGCAAUCUGGCAGUCUGAAGGAAGGAAGAGCUGAGAGCCCAGCGCCAGGAGAGGGGGCAAACUGACAGAAAAGCUCACACACUCAUACACACACACACACACACACACACACACACACACACACACACACACACACACACACACACACACACACACAUACACACUGUUUCAAAAGUCUCCACAAUGCCGUGCAUUCAGUGACAAGUCUGUAUCCACCUCCUCGGUAGAAAUCUAAUUCAGUGGAUUAGAGAAGACAAAACAAUCCAUGUUUCUUAUUUAUAAAUAAAUUCCUACAAGCAACAAGUAGUUUACGUAUUACACACUUCUUAGCCCCUCUUCCCUUUACUUUUGUAACGGAAGUGGUAAAAUGUCCGGAAAUUGAAAGAGGGUUUGAUUUUUUUUUUUUAAAAAAGAGGGAGCAAACUUGUUUCCAACGUAGUUCUUUUCUGCAGCUUGAAACCAUUCACCUUGUUCUUCACUUUGUGUCUGAAUGCUAAGGUCAACUACUUGCUUGCUCAUAUUUCUUAUAAAGACAGAAAUGGUUACGAUUAUGAUGCUAUCGUGAAUCGCUAUCGUAGCCAUCGUUACCAGGUUACUUUGAUUUAUCAUAAAAAUUGGCUGUUUAUUAUAAAAUGAACAUUAGACUUGACUCAUGGAGCUUAACUUAGUACUAUCAUUAUUUAUUCUAUUUAUAGUUAAAUAGGGUUGGGAUACAGCCCACACCGAGAGCGUUAAUUAGAUGAAUCUUUUUGGCGUAUUGAGUUUCGUACAUAGGUUUAGUAACCAAACGAAAUGUACAGAAUUUGCCCAAGACCAAGAAAAGACGUCCACUCCAAGACCAUGGACCGCAUUAUCGGGCUCAUUCACCGGCUGUCUGUACUAAACAGUUAUAAGCAGUUUUAAACAUAAAUGCUCUUAUUAAUUGUAAUCGUUUCUACUUCGAGAAAAUGUUGACCAUAAUCUGCAAAAAAAUCCUGUUGAUUGUUGAUUGUAGCAGGUCAAAGCUAAAUUGGAACACUUUGGAGCUAGCAAACAAAGUUGCUUUGCGUUUCUUUUGUUGCAGUGAAUUUUCUGUUCUGUAGCAAGUCCUUGUUGCUUUCCACACACACACACACACACACACACACACACACACACACACACACACACACACACACACACACACACACACACAUGUAUACUGUCACACAGCACCUGCUGUGUCAGCUAAUCUCACACUCAGACUGAUCAAGAUACACUUAACAUUCCAGUGUAUGAUGUAUUAGUGCUGUUUUCCUUUUCUCCUUUUCAAAAAUUUUGCUAGAAUCCGACUAAUUUGAGAUUACCGCGUGCCUGUUUUGAGGCUUUAUAACGAGCAUCAUCCGAUGCUGUUUAGAUCAGUGUACGAGGGCUUAAAUGUACACGAAGGCUGCUGAUUGUCUGCUCCGAGUCACGUGGUCAUGAACUCAUCACGUUAUCCUACGAGCAUGAAUAGUUUGUUAGUUUGUGUGUAGAAAGUGUGUGUGUGUGUGUGUGGACGAACUCUUGUACUAGAGUAAUUUCUAUAGGUUAUAAUAUUCUAGACAAAUGUUUGCAAACUUGUAAACGUGCCCUACUGUAAAGUUGUACAGUAAACAUCUAGGUGUAAGCACAAUGCUUUAUUAUAUAGUAAUAUGCCGGAUAUAUUCAGUGUACGUUUUCUAUAUUGAAUAUAUUCUUUAAUACUUACAGAAUGUUGUACUGUAUACACGUAGCUGAUGUACAGUGACUGGUCAGUCUUGUUCCGUAGCAGCGUACAUACAUACAUACUUACAUACAGGAACAAACGGACUACCACUACAGUGCUUGCUCUACAUCUACCUCUGUGCUUUCUGCUCUUGGUUCUGCCACUUUCGCCUUGCAUUAGUAUCUGAGAUGCUGUGCCAUUUUUUUGUUUGUUUGUUUUUGUGUUUGUUUGUGGGACCGGGAAUUUUUUUUUUUUACGAAUGCCAAAAGACUGAUCAGUAACGAGCGACGAUGGGUUAAAGGUUUGCACGGUAAUGUACCAUCAUCCAGAAGCGUUUUACAGAUCCUUACUUCUUCCUUUUAUGUGUUCCAGGAUCAGAACUCUGAGCAUCAGCCGGUGCUUAAAUAAUAUCGUAUUUAUAACUUUAUUAUAAAAUAUUAUCAUUUAGUCGGCGAACGCGACGAUCGUCAGUUCAUUUUACUUUAAACAUAUUUGCUUAUAAUUCUCAGAGCCCGAAUGUCAACUGAACUGAAAAUUGUUCACAAUCAACAAUAAUGAUAAUUAUUUAAAAAAAAAUUAUAUAUUUUUGUCUUGACUUCGAGGACCAAUUAUAAUCCGAAUCCGGUCAUGGUAUUGACACGGGCGGUGAUGUCAUUGCCUGAGCAGGUAUAAUAACCCAGCCUGUGAGUUUUAUACACGUCUGUAUUUCACGAUUAGUGCGACAAUCUUGAGAUUUGCGUUCUGGAUCAAACAGUCGGAAAAUAUCGAAUCCGUUCCAGAUUCUAAAUAUCAGUUUGCAGCAUCCCUGCCUGCAAUCAGCAUUACAUGCUGUCAGUAUUUGAAGACAAAAGUACCAGUCCUGUACUGUAUUGUGGUGUUUGAUUGUCUGCUGCUAGGUGCUUUUGUGGCGUUAUGUGUGUGUGUGUGUGUGUGUGUGUGUUGCUCUUCCUCUUAGUCCCAGAGUGCCCUUAGUUCAUCCUUGAAACCAUGGUGUUCAUUGUAGAAAUGUUCUGAAUGGUCAUAUUUAACUCUUGUUACUUACUGAAUUAUUCUGUACGUAUUCAUACUUAAUAUCCCCCGUAGUGCCUAAUCUAAGUGCUUUUAGAGACUCUGCAGUAUUGACGUACCGUGUGUGUCCGGUCCUUUGACUUUUUUUACACUGCCGUCGGUAUAUUACGUAAGAUUUUGAGCAUCUCUGCCAUUUAUUGCCACGUUGCCGUCACUGUUCCAGCCAGGAAUUGCAUGACCUUUUCAAAAAUAUACGUGUCAGGUUUAAAUGAAACUAAUGUGAAAUUACAGCUAGAAAGUCGGGCAUCGUUGUGUUCCAAGCACUUACUGUACGUAUCGCGGCUUUAGAUCACACAUUCAGUCAGUCUGUAUAGCUAUAAAAAAUUAAAGGUCAUAUAAGUUGACGCUAUAAAGUCUGAUAACCGGAAUUGCUUCUGUAUAAAAUUCAGAUUUUCAAGAAACUGUGCUAUGUGUCAGUUACAAACAGGUUAAUAUUUAAUAAAAGAGGGCAUUCGUGAUGAGACAAAGAACCUAAGAUCAGUUUAAAAAGGCCAACUAUUUUAAAAGAACGGCCGAACGGUGCGUCGCCGUCGUCUCCGUUCAAGCCGUCCUGGAUGGUUCCGUCGAUAUCGUUGAAGCAUCGUGCUGUUUUAGAUCUUUUAGAGCUUAUGUGCCUCCACAUGACUACACUCAUGCAGUUAUGUAUCUUCUCGCAGAACAUCUCAUGUGAUCAAACCUUUUUUUUUUUUUUUGUACUGAUUUAAAACCUUAAGGUUAAUGUACUAAGAUCUAUAGAAUACAGUAGAUGUAUAUUUUUUUGUAAGAGAAAUGUUCUGAAUAUAAACUGCCGAGAAUAUUGCACUGACCAUGUUGUACAAUAUUCUGUGUCAAAUGAAUGUUAAAUAAUUAUAAAUGUAUAGAUGGAUACAUCAGAUGUGUAACAAGAUUAUAGAAAGAAAAUAUAAAUUUGGACUUUUUUGGUACAA